GUUGGAUACAUACAUAUGUACCUAGCAAUUAGGGAAGUCAUCACGAUAACAAUGAACUUUAACUUUAACAAACCUCGACAUUUGAUGCCUAGCCCGGAAGUAUCUUUCUAUCUUUUUGAUUAUUCUUCUGCGUCUCGUCUAUACCCUUGGAAUAGUGCAGCAUAAACGACAAUCCUUGUCUGGAAAUCCCUGGUAUACCGAAAUACAUUCAGUCAACAUGGGUUUAAUGGAUCAACUUCCACCAGAGAUCCUAUUUCACAUACUCGAAUGGACUGUCAUAGCUCUCUAUGGCAACAAGAACGAUCUCUUACAGCUGCGCACUACUUGCAAAAUGUUUGACGAGAUUUUGAAACCCUUUGCUCUUCGAACUCUCCAACUGGAAUUCACGCGUCUAAAUAAGUCCACGAGAGAGACGAAUCCGCUGGACGAUGAUGCAUUGUGCCGCGCUGGCCCUGUAUGUCGGGCUCUAUAUCUCGACAUGAUGGUGGUGAGGGAUGAGGGUGAAGUUAGAUUUCUAAGCGAAUUGUUUUCUCAUAUUGGCGCGAUGGAUGACUUCACGGCGAAUUUACGACAUAAAUUUUGCAUGACCGAGACGUCCUUCACCGAGAUUGACUACCGUCGCCAACUUGGCACCAUGCUCGAAUAUGCCCCGAACGUCGAAGCCGUGAAGCUGAACCUUCCUUUCCAGUUGGUAUAUCCGAGACAGUAUCGAGCCGCUACAAUAAUACUAGGGAAUAGCUUUGAGGCGCUGGUACAGCGGCCUGAGGAGUCACGGACCUUAAAAACAUUGGUUCUUGAAAAUCUAUCCAAUAUAUCGGUAGUGAGCCUCUGGCGUAACCCGCAAGACGUCAAGAACAUCAUUACUGUUUUCAGUGAUCUUCGGCACUUGUUUAUGUCGGUACGGCGAAAUGAAGAGGGCCAAACUCACACCAUCAGCUUCCGAAAUCGCCUAUGGGAAAUGAUAGGAAAGGCAGAGAAGCUCGAAAGCCUAUGUCUUGUCGAUCUAGACGCCAUCGAGAAAUCCGAGGUGAAAGUUAAGGUCACCUCACUGCUAGACGCAAGCAUCGAGGAUUGGCAAUCCAGAUGUAUACCGACUAUUACGAAGCCUCCUAAAUCAGUUCUACCGAACUUGACCUUCUUGGAACUGCGCCAAGUCGAAGUCAUGGGUUGCGACCUUUUAUCGAUGUUCAAGUACUUCGUUAAGUCCCUCCGGGAACUGUACUUAGAUGGAGUCUGGCUUAAAGCCGUACAUCUACCACAAAAUCCCCAUCAUAGUACUUGUAACCUCUGGAUCGGCCUUCCCAAUAUGCGGCCUCAGUCCGAUCAGCGCUGGAUAGCGACGUAUCUACGCCAGAUCCGAUCCAGGUUACGCGUCUGCCGCGUUGCUAACCUAGGCUAUGAUCAGUUCAUUCUAAACGCUCUCUACCAGUUAUCCGGGAGCGGGCCGAAAUUCGACUUAGCAGACCCAUGCGAUCUCUCACGUACCUUGGAGCAGCGCUUCGUCGAAGUAGCCAUGGGGAUAGAACAACCGCCCGCUCCCGACGGAUCUCCAGUUGUCUACCUACCAGAGGAACCAUUGCAAGACGCAUGGGCCCUAGCCGAUCGCUCUCGCACAGAAAAUCCACUCAAACUGGAAGACUGGGACGCGCGAUACUAUCUAGCUACCCACCCGAGUCCGACAUCCUCUUGGCAGCACUCGAUCGACGGCCAGUUCCCCAAUGGCAACCAAUUCACCCUCAACACCUUGCAAGGCUUCGCGGAGAACGCAUAUCACGGUAUGGCCUUGCUCAACGAGCUUAGCCAGCUUAGUGAGGCGGCGGACGUGGAAGGGUCUGCCGAGGAAGAGGGCGGGUUCGUUGCUUAGGGUUACGAAUUAUUCUUUUAUUUUCUUCAAAGCGUUUAUCGGUUUCUUCAUGACUACCUAGGUAACUAAGGCUUUGAUGAUUGAUGACAAUUUUCUUUAAUCUCUACUACGUUUACCGAGGCUUUUUGCCCGUAAAAUAUUCACUGUUGUACCUAGGUAGUUAGAAAUAGCUUGGGAUAGCGCUGCCUGGGCGUCUUACUCACGCUGAUUAAGCCUUAAUUCUAGUAGGCAUCAGUAUUAAAACACUCAUUAUUAACCGGUCAUUCCGUUCCAUCGCAAUCACU
Molecule: messenger RNA, 2148 nt
Organism: Hypoxylon trugodes
Lineage: Eukaryota; Fungi; Ascomycota; Sordariomycetes; Xylariales; Hypoxylaceae
Exons: 2
Coding region: 218-1864 (548 amino acids)
Source: RefSeq, a predicted model, not a curated record